AUGACAAGAGUCGCCUGGAUUGUCCUCUUUGGAGGGCUUGCUGGAGCUAAACUGCACGCAGAAGUGCUGAAGCAUGCUCCUCCCGGAAUCAGCUACCAUGUUCCCAAGGGUAUUCUCCCGACGUAUUCGUCCAAGGUCGUUUCAGUCAACCAUCAUGUCCACCAACUGCGCCCGGUCUCCACCCGUCAUGGCUUUGCCAUGAAUCUCAAUAGCAAGUCUGCAGCUUCUGUGUUGGGCAUCCACCAACGUCAUGCCGGUGGUUUUGGCUACGAGAACAUCACGACUACCUCGGCUUACGGCACCCAGUAUGCCAUUGAGGCCACCUGGGACGGCCAUCCCUUGUCGCUGCUCAUUGACACUGGCAGCUCCGACACGUGGGCAGUUAGCAAAGACUUCCACUGCAUUGACUACACCGGCCAGUUUCUCCCCCAAUCUUCCUGCGGCUUUGGAGAGGCCUACCCUGAUGCCUUUCAGUACGGUCGCACCGAUCCGCCUACCCACAUGUUUAUCCAGUAUGGAGACGGCGAGAUUGUCACUGGUCCCAUGGGCUUCUCCGACAUUACUAUCGGAAAUAUCACCGUUAAGAAGCAACAGGUUUGCCUCGCGAACACCACGUAUUGGUUUGGAAACAAUUACACCAGCGGUCUAUUGGGUUUGGCAUUCCCGUCUCUGACCAAUGCCUAUUAUGGAGACUCUGGCACCGACCACGACUAUGGCAGCCAAGUUCAGUACUCACCCCUGUUCACCAGCAUGGUGAGCCAGGGCUUGGUUGAUCCCCUGUUCAGCAUCGCCAUUGACCGGAAUGCUUCGUCUGGCAUGAUCUCCUUUGGCGGAAUUGCCCCGGCAGUCGGCGCAGACUUCAGCAGGAGUGCCACUCUGGACAUGAUAAUCACGAAUAUUAUCGGUGUUCCCGCAACCGCAUUUCAGUACUCUUUCUACACCGUCAUCCCCGAUGGCUGGUACUUUGACUCGACUAUGAAUACCAAGAAGUACCCAUACAUCGUCGACAGUGGCACGACGCUGAACUAUUUGCCACCGAGUCUCGCCGACGCCAUCAACGCUGCCUUCACUCCUCCGGCCGUUUACAUGUGGAUGUACGGAGCUUAUUUCACCUCAUGUGAUGCUAUUGCUCCUCAAGUCGCCGUGGUCCUCGAUGGUGAGAAGUUCUACAUCAACCCGGUCGACCUCAUCUACCGCACCAUGGUUGACCCUCUGACGGGCUUGUGCAUGACGGCAAUUGCAAGCGGUGGAUCAGGCCCAUACAUUCUUGGGGAUGUUUUCAUGCAGAAUGCGUUGGUGGUAUUUGAUGUGGGUGAAGCAAAGAUGCGCUUCAUCCCUCGUCCUCACUACUGA
Thermochaetoides thermophila DSM 1495 is the source of this 1353-nucleotide messenger RNA. RefSeq names its product aspartic-type endopeptidase-like protein. Gene Ontology annotation, molecular function: aspartic-type endopeptidase activity. Bases 1 to 1353 code for a protein of 450 amino acids. Lineage: Eukaryota; Fungi; Ascomycota; Sordariomycetes; Sordariales; Chaetomiaceae. Gene Ontology annotation, biological process: proteolysis. Gene Ontology annotation, cellular component: fungal-type vacuole. The transcript is spliced from 3 exons. The record is from RefSeq and is a predicted model, not a curated record.